UACUAGCACUGACGCCUUUGUCAGGAUACCAACAUCGGGCGAGAGAAACAAGGACCACGCUAUCAGGGUUCCUUGCUAACCUCAGACUCCGCAGCGCGUUGUCUGAAAGAGGACCACAAACCCAACACUCGCCUCCCCUUGAGGUCCGUUUGGAGGGCCUGCCUUCAUCUCCAGCUCAGGCAAAGGAGCUGAAUGACUGCUGUCCUCCAGGGCUCUUCCCAAAGGUUGGUGGUGGCCAAGUGCUGAGAGACAUUCGCUCUCAUGGCAUCCAACAGCAUCUUUGACUCCUUCUCCAACUACAGCAGCAGUCUGCUCAGAGAGCCGCCCACCACCAGACGGUUCACGCCGCCCUCCGCGUCCUUCACCUGUAGUAAACUCGUAGACGGCAACGGGGCCAUGGCCACCCCGGGCCCGCUCAGGGCGAGACCCGACACCAGGAAUGUGGUGGACGUCCUGGCGGACCACGCCGGCGAGCUGGUCCGCACCGACAGCCCCAAUUUCCUCUGCUCGGUCCUACCCUCUCACUGGAGGUGCAACAAGACCCUGCCCGUCGCUUUUAAGGUUGUGGCCCUCGGUGAUGUCCCUGACGGUACUUUGGUCACCGUCAUGGCCGGGAACGACGAGAACUACUCGGCCGAGCUGAGGAACGCGUCUGCCGUGAUGAAGAACCAAGUGGCCCGCUUCAACGACCUGCGCUUCGUUGGGAGGAGCGGACGAGGAAAAAGCUUCACUCUGACCAUCACUGUUUUCACCGGACCGCCUCAAGUGGCCACUUACCACCGUGCCAUCAAGGUCACCGUGGAUGGGCCGCGUGAACCACGCAGGCACAGAGUGAAAAUGGAAGACUCUCAAAAGCAGUUUUCGGACAGGCUGUCAGAAAUAGAGCGCUACCAGCGAACCAUGCGAAUCGGUCCGGUGAACAAUAAUCCUCGGCCCCUUCCUCAAAGCCACCUCAGCACCACACCAGCCCUGUGGCAAGAUCAGAUGGACACCCCUUCUCUGAAGACAUGCAAGGUGGAGGAGGAUCUCAGACCGUGGCCCGGGACAACUGAUCUAUUCCAGCAGAGGACCACUUUCCCGUCUCCACUGACUGACCCGCGCUUCUCAGACCCCCGCAUCCAUUACCCAGGGGCCUUCCCUUACUCCACCAACACUUCCAGCACUGGCAUCAGCGGCCUGAGCAUGUCUGCUCCAUCUCGAUACCACACCUACCUGCCGCCUCCUUACUCAAACAACCAGAGCCAGAACUUCCAAUCCAACUCCUACUUAUAUUACGGCACAGGAUCUGGGUCCUAUCAGUUCUCCAUGGUGGCAAACGCCGGGGGCGAGCGCUCCCCCACUCGUCUCCUCUCCUGCUCGGGGGCCUCGGGCACCGGCGGCGCCAACAGCCUCAUGAAUCCGGGCCUGAACACCCAAAGCGACGGCGUAGAGGCUGAUGGCAGCCACAGCAACUCCCCCACGGCCAUGAGUGCCUCGGGCCGUCUGGAUGAAUCUGUCUGGAGGCCCUACUGACUGGCAGACGUCUCGAAUCCCAUGAUGCAGGAAGGGUGGAAAAGUGAAGAGAAUGAUGAACAAAAUCCUGAACACUGAAAAAAAAAUGAAACCAAAAAAAAAAGAGAUACAUGAUGCAUGUUUGUCUUUUAUUUCCAUGGCACUCGCUUCUUAAGACUUUCCGCAUUUGACGCUGACGAAAGGUCCACGUAUUUUAUAAACUGCGUGAAUUUUUGCACUGUGCUAAGAUAUGUACCCUUUAAGCCUAUAAAAAGCCAUAAAUGAGCUGAGAGAAGCCAUACAGUUAACAGCAGGCGGUGGACGGACUCUUCAGACUGAGUCAGCCCUCAUGAGGGUGGAGGAGAACAACCAGACUGAAUGUUUGCCCCAUGAGUGACUCAAACAUCCCUCCAAGGCUUGGCUGAACUGCUGUCGCAAUCAGUCUUUCUAAGCUUCCAUUUGGAAUAAUGCACAAACAUAUGAGGUCAAAUAUAUCUUGAAAAAAAAACAAAACUAAAAAAAACCCCGGUUGCAUCUUCAAAUGCGCAACUGGUCCUAAUUUAUUAUCCAAAUGGACACCUCGGCCUUGGUGAUGCUCUACGCGGGUUGGCUUCAGCAUAAUGGACGUCCUCUGCUGUGACUCUAGUGAAUCAAGUUGGAGCAAGAUGGUGGACAAUAUUUGGAGAAAUGUACAGAGGAGAGUUUGUUCUGAUUAAGUCGUUGCAGGAAUAACCCCAUGACUCUUUGCCUAUUAUUCAGGCAUUUUUUUCCAUGAAAGAAAAAAGUCUGGCGUUUUGAAACUGGAUGACACAAUUUACUUUUUUGAUAUUUAUUUGAGCCAAAUUCCGAGGAAAUGUGUGCGUAUAACCCCACAACCUUAAAGCAUUUCUAUCCGUCGUUCCUCUGUAUACUUUUUUAACAGUAUAUGCAUAUGUUUUUGUUUUUAAAUAUACAUCUGGAAUUCGUGUAAUAUAUUGCAACUAAAUUAUGAGAGAGAAAAAAAACCGCAGCUUUAAUUUUAUUAUUUUGUCUUCCGAUGUAGCUUUGAUGCACUAAGAAUCUUUAUUCUUUAUGAACCACGCCCGACAGACUUUGUUAGUGAGAUGGAUAGCCAAAGCUUUUUCUCGUUUAAAUUGCGCAAAUUUGUCUUUCCUGCGCUUAAUAAGCAAUUUGCUUAAUUUUUUGCACUAUCCAAUUAGAAUUCCCUUCCCCUCACCGCACCUCCCGCAUCGUAUUCACAGACAUCUACAAACCUGUUUGUUGUGUUCAUUGUCAUGUAGAUAUUUGCCGAAUGCACACAUGCACAGCUCCUAAUGUACCAUCCAUGUACAUACCGAUAUCACAGAUGUGUGUGAGUGUGUUCACACUUCCCCUGUCAUGACCCUUUUAUCCUUCAGUCGCUGAAGGAGGAAGAAGAGAGAAGGUAUGGCUGCUGGGGGGCGAGGGGUUCACAGUGGUGUCUGCUUACCAACACCAUAGGCAAUUACGCCAAAGAAGAAAGCUGUUAACUGGUCACAGGCCCUUUGUUCUGGAUAAUCUGUCAAAACCUCGAAGCCCUUGUGGCCCUCGGUGUUGCUUUUGGACGAAUUUACAGAUCACCGGAGCCAGGGGAUUCUUGACUCUGGCACCAAUUCAUACGCCCACACAGGAUCAUGUUCUUUGUAUCAGGGUACCUAGCUAAGAGAAGCUCUUCCAUAGCAUACGUCAUGACCAAAAAAACGGAAAGCAUUUGCUCCAAUCUAUGCACUCAUCAAAAAUGUGUCAAUUCCUCGACCAUCCAUCCAAUUUGUAGAGCGCUCAUCCUCAGGGUCGCAGAUGAGGUGAAGACUAUCCCAUCUGGAUUGGUUGCCUUAUUGUGUCUCAUUCCUCCCUCCUUGCGCUUCAAACAGCACCGUCCCCACUCCCCCUUUUCAAUGUGGUUGAAUACUUUUUAUUAUCGCAAAAACAAUCAUGCAUCUAGAGAAACCAAAGAUGCUUUUACACGUGUAAAAAUAUGUGGUAAAGGUUCUGUCAUUGUUCAUGCAAAACUAGGAAGCAAAUUGUACAAGUGAAUUGUAUUUUAAUGUAUAUCGGAUUCACCGAUUCCGACUUGUUUGUUUCGUUUCCAAUAGAAUUCCAAUUCUCUUUCAAUGUACCAAAAAAAAAACCUUAACUUCCUUUCUUCCUUUUUAUGCUCAAAGCAUGUACAUCUGAUGUUAAUUUAAAGAAUCCCUCUAUGUAUUAAUAUCAUUCAUGUUUCUAUAUGAGUGCUUGUAAAGUUUGCAGAUAAUGUAGUUUUUAAUAAUUGUAAUUAAAACAAAUGUGUUACAGUUUCA
Molecule: messenger RNA, 3806 nt
Organism: Hippocampus zosterae (dwarf seahorse)
Lineage: Eukaryota; Metazoa; Chordata; Actinopteri; Syngnathiformes; Syngnathidae
Gene: runx3
Product: RUNX family transcription factor 3
Exons: 8
Coding region: 262-1512 (416 amino acids)
Biological process (GO): hemopoiesis; regulation of cell differentiation; neuron differentiation
Cellular component (GO): nucleus
Molecular function (GO): ATP binding; RNA polymerase II cis-regulatory region sequence-specific DNA binding; DNA-binding transcription factor activity, RNA polymerase II-specific
Source: RefSeq, a predicted model, not a curated record